Molecule: messenger RNA, 617 nt
Organism: Blepharisma stoltei
Lineage: Eukaryota; Ciliophora; Heterotrichea; Heterotrichida; Blepharismidae
Source: the annotation of a GenBank genome assembly
AUGAAUAUGGAAGCUAAGCCUCGUUCAUAUAGUUCAGGCCUCAAUCCAUAUGCGAGCGCUUUUGAACCAGAUAUGAUAAAGGACAGCUUAUCCAGUCUUCAUGUGGGAGCAGGUGUGUACUUUUAUAGUAAACAUUUCGCCGAAUUAAAUAUGGCAAAAAUCGAUUAAAACUUUUUAAUAAUGAGACAUGUGACCAAGAAAACGUUAAAUUUCGACCAAAUGCAAUUCGAUGAAAGGUGCAUUAUCAAUAACACACUGUCAUUUGACAUGGAGCCCUUCAUGUAUCAAAUGAGCCGUCCCAGAAGCAUCAAGCUCCAACUGAAGAGUCUAAGACGCCGAUGGCUCAUGAAGAGAAUAAAUCUCACGAUGGAAGCCUAAAAGUGUAUACAACUGAAUUCUUACUAAGCUUAAAGAACCAGUGCACAAGCCUUCCACAAGAAAUUAGCAUUCCACAAAACUAUGCCGUGUCGCUGAAGACGAAGAAGAAAAAGAAACCAAAAAGAAAGAGAAUCCAAAGUGAGAGUACUGCUCUUCGUGAUGUAGAGGGACAGAACCCACAAGAAAGCACUUCAGGCGCCAGUGAAACUAUCAUUCCUUCCGAUAAACCUAAAGAAUAG